This is a messenger RNA of Temnothorax curvispinosus, 1237 nucleotides long. Its product is annotated as L-aminoadipate-semialdehyde dehydrogenase-phosphopantetheinyl transferase. The record is from RefSeq and is a predicted model, not a curated record. NCBI's taxonomy places the organism in Eukaryota, Metazoa, Arthropoda, Insecta, Hymenoptera, Formicidae. The transcript has 2 exons. Gene Ontology annotation, cellular component: cytosol. The coding region runs from base 231 to 1106 and encodes 291 amino acids. Gene Ontology annotation, molecular function: holo-[acyl-carrier-protein] synthase activity; magnesium ion binding.
CGAAUGCAUCUUUCCUCUUUUGGAUAGAGCUCAACUAACAGCGACGACUUCCUUGCCGGAAAGAGGACCGAACAACGCUAGGCUAAAUGGUGGAUCCUAGCAAGUAGCCUGGAGAGUAUCUCAAACGAGAUAUUUCGAAAAGCAUUGCUUUUAUAAUCAGAGACAUAUAAUUUAACAAUAUACUACCUGUGAUCCUAGACCAGCCAAAGAGUGCAUGGGAUGUGCAAACUAUGAGCGAUUUGAACGUUAUGCUUAGUGCCAAUAUCGUUAGAAUGUCGUCAGCCGUUCGUUGGGCAUUCAAUUGGAAAGAGUGGAAUCCAAGCGAGCGGGAGUUUGAGCACGCGACUUCUUGUGUACAAAGCGACGAGAAGGAAAGGCUAAAGAGAUUUGUGUUUCGUAAGGAUGUCCGAGCUUCCCUCGUGGGCAGAUUAUUAAUGAGAAAGUUCGUCAACGAGUAUGCCGGUCUUCCGUAUGAUAAAAUCACUUUCGUCAGAGACGAGAACAACAGGCCCGUAUUAAAAGAUAAUUCCACCCUUGUGAACUUUAAUGUUUCUCAUCAAGGUUCUUACACGGUAUUAGCGGGCGAGAUUAAAAACGUGAAAAUAGGUGUAGAUGUUAUGACAUUAGAAUAUAACGAGGGUAAAAACAUCUCCGAGUUCUUUCGGCUGAUGAACAAACAUUUCUCUGCGGCUGAAUGGGAUGAGAUCGGAGGUUCAGGCAAAUCAGGAGCGGAGCAAAUGGCCAUGUUUUUCAGACAUUGGGCAUUAAAAGAGAGCUACGUUAAAGCGCUUGGCGUGGGGGUUUUCGUUGACCUAGGGAGUAUAGAUUUUCGGACGAAUUCAAAAUUAAGCGCAGAUUCGAUCACAACCGAUACAGUUUUGCACGUCAACGGAAUCAAGCAAGAUUGGUUAUUCGAAGAGACCUUGCUCGAUUCACGGCAUUGCGUUGCCGUAGCGUUGCAAGAAAAUGAUAAUUCAUUACGAUUACGUAGUAAUACCCUGUUUGAGAUAAUGAAUUACGAUAAACUUGUAGCCCAUGCAGUUCCACUCUUUCCGAUAGAUCCUCAAUACACAAUCCAAUAUUUUGCAAAAUACGAACAGCCAUAGUUUUAUUUUAUAAGAUUUAUAAGAUCAUAUCGCAAUACGUGAAAAGUAAUGUUUGUUUCUUAAUAUGUCAAGAGGAUGGAUAUUAUAAAUUGUAUAUUAGUUUAAUUAAAAUAAUAAAGCACUAAGUAAUA